This is a messenger RNA of Rhineura floridana, 2723 nucleotides long. RefSeq names its product GSK-3-binding protein-like. The coding region runs from base 434 to 1141 and encodes 235 amino acids. The transcript has a single exon. NCBI's taxonomy places the organism in Eukaryota, Metazoa, Chordata, Lepidosauria, Squamata, Rhineuridae. The record is from RefSeq and is a predicted model, not a curated record. Gene Ontology annotation, cellular component: cytoplasm.
CGUUCCCCAAAGGCCGGCGUUUGAAAAAGCGGGCCAGUCCACCUGACCGCAUACACACAAGGGAGGAGGAAAGAGAAACAGGCUCCUACGUGUCGUCGCCUACGUGUCUUUCGCCACCCUCGCUAAAGACUAGCCUUAGCGCCGCAGUGUUUGGACCACAAAAAGAGGACCCCGAGGUGGGGAGGCGGGCCGAAGCUUUUUGUAAAUUAAGUUUCCUUUCCUUGCCUCCCCCCGCUCUCUUUUUGUCUGGACGGUUGGACGCGUCCGGCGCUCACGUCAUCCAUUGUUUACAAACCAACCGCAGCAGCAACAACAGCGUUUGAGAAGCGAGGGUACUCGAGAGAGCGCAGGAAGGCUCAUUGGUCGCUGCGGUAGCCGCGUGCGCCAAGCGGAGUAGGACUGCGGACAGGCGAGAAGCAACGAGCCGGCUGCGAUGCCUUGCCGGCCGCCGGGCGGAGAGGGCUUCCUGUUGCUGGAGCACGCCGUGUCUUUGCAGAGUGGCCCCGUCGGGGCAAGCAGCGGCUCUAAAGAAGUGGACGCCUUGGUGGCCAAGCUGGGCGAGGUGCUGCAGUUGAGCGCCCAGCACCGGACACCGCCUGCCCCUCGCCUCCUCCCGAAGCACCACGGCCGCGACCGAGCGGCUCCUUACUCGUCCCCCAGGGGGCUCGGCUUCUUAGCCUCACUGCACCACCGGCACCCGCCUCCCCACCAGCGCUCUGCGGCGUCGCUCUUGCUACUGCCUCCCCCGCCGCCGCCUACCACUGACCAGAAGGGCAGCCCUCGGGUCGCCAAGCAGCUGUGCGGACGGGGCUGGUUGAGGAGCGCAGCCCGGUCUGGGGGAAAGAAGCACCAUCACCACUCUCUGCUGUCUGCGGGCGAUGAUGACGAAGAGGACGACGACCCGCACCGGCUCUUGCAGGAGCUCAUCCUCUCCGGCAACCUCAUCAAGGAAGCCGUCCGACGAUUGCAACUGGCGGCCACGGCGGCAGCAGCGUCAUCCACGGCGGUAGUGGAGACAUCUACUACGGGCUCUCCCGGCUCUGGCUCGUCCACCGGAAGCUACUGCCACAGCAGUAGCGGAGAAGGAGAUUCGGCAGCAGCCACAGCAUUCGCCGUCUCCUCUUUACAACCCUUGCCCUAACCUUUCCGGAAUGCAGCCGGCCCCACAGAUCGCCGCCAGCCCCCUCCCCCUUCCAACAAGCCACGGGGGAGCAUGUGGACGAGAUUUUGUUCCCCCCAACACACACACAAAAUGGAGAGGGGACGCAAACGCGACGGCGACGAGGCGCGACGGCGAAUCUUUCGAACAGAUUAUCAAGGCAACGCCGUAUAUACUUGAAGCAGACUUUUCUGUUCUUUGCUAUGACGUUUAACGAUUGUUGCCCUUUGUCGCUUAUUACUGAUGGAGCCACGGGCCAGGCUGCUACUGACUCUGACUUUCCCUCUCUUUAUUAAGAAAAUUGUGGUGCUAUGCAGCCUUGGACGGUUGCCCUUCCAGUCUCUCCCGUCUACCAGUUAAUAGCCAGCCAAGAUGACCCCGAAUCUCUCCCGCGCCAGGAUUUGUGCUUUCUGUCUGGACGCUAGUGCCCUACCUCUGCAGUUGCCUGCUCUUGGGGGGGAGGCACAAAAAAGAAAAAAAGGGGUCAUCCCGCCAUGGCAUUGUCUAGUGUGAAAUCAUUCUCAGGCACACAUGGCAUGUUACUUCAGAUGGGGCGGGGAGCUAAAUAGUAAAGGCAUGUCAGAUGUUUCUAUUGAAAAGGGAGGGCGGAGCCAGUGCACUAUCUAAUGCAAACAUGAAUUGGUUUGCAGAACUGCGCUCCCCUCUUUCUGCCAAGGUCACCCCUUUCUGCAUCUCCCAUCCAGGCUGUUUGUUCAUGUUGUGCUCCGCAGGCAGUUGGGAGAUUGUAAUCCUAUCCCAGCUUGUUUUGACUGGGCUGUGGGCGAACCCUGCCUGUUUUGUAAGGGCUGGGAGUCUCCUGAGGACACACGCCUUGCCAUCCCAGUUGUUGUGCUUUUCUCUCCCCCCCCCUUUCUUUCCAAAAGCUCCUCCUCUCCCUACAAACAGGAUUCUGAGAAAGGAGGUCGCAUUACAGCAGUCUUUCUAAGAAAUCUCUCCCCUCCCUGCCCACUCACUGUCCCUGAUUGCCAUAACCAACUCUCUGGGGCUCUCCCGAGCAAAGGGCAUUGGGUUUGCCUCUUUGAUACCUAUUUGCAAGCUGUUUCUUUGGGGAGUCAAUCCUCUGACAAAGAAAAAAAGAAGAAACCUUGUCUCUUGUUUCAGGUUGUCUCACUAGAACCAUUUGCAAUAAAUCUAAAUUCUGUUUCUGGAGGCUCCCCUUUCCCUUCCCUCUUAGGCUUUCAUUGUUUUAUUUUUACGUAUAUUUUCUGUUUUGCAGCUGCAUGAAGCAGUUUUUAAAAUGUGAAUAUUAAUGCUGGAAAACGGCUGGCUAUCAUGUAGUUGAGGGACUGAGGACGAAGAGGCACGUUCACAGAAGGUAGCUAAAAAUAAGCCUUUUUUAAAAAUAUAAUUAAAAGCAAAAAUAACUAAAUACACACAAAACCUCAAUGGCUUAAUCAGCAGAAGCGGCUGUUGACUAUAUAUAUAUAUAUAAAUAUAUACACUUCGUAACGGAGUGUUGGGAAUUGUGUUCCUGGUUUUCAGGGCUGGUCUUUAAUAUGUCUGUAUUGAAUAAACGUGGUAGACUUUUAUAUGAAAGAGAAAA